Molecule: messenger RNA, 1777 nt
Organism: Staurois parvus
Lineage: Eukaryota; Metazoa; Chordata; Amphibia; Anura; Ranidae
Source: the annotation of a GenBank genome assembly
UCAAAAUGUGAGGUACAUGUAAAAAAUGGAAGUGUGUAUGAAGGGGUUUUUAAAACCUACAGCCCUAAGUGUGACUUAGUUCUUGAUGCAGCUCACAAAAAAAAUAAAGACUCUGUUGGUGGGCCAAAGCGUGAAGACAUCGUGGAUAGUAUAUUAUUCAAGUCUUCCGAUUUUGUGAUGGUGCAGUUUAAAGACAUGGAUGUGAAUUAUGCAAGAAGAGAUGGCUUCACUGAUUCGGGUAUAGCUUCUAAAGUUAAUGGUGAACAUAAAGAGAGAGAUCUGGAGCCAUGGGAUGGGGGUGAUGUCCUCCUUAGUAGCAAUGCAUCUACUAAUAAUGAUGAGCUGGAAUCUUUAGAUACAGAUGUAUCUAAUGGUUGGGAUCCGAAUGAAAUGUUUCGGUAUAAUGAAGAAAAUUAUGGUGUAGUAUCCACCUAUGACAGCAGUCUGUCCUCAUAUACAGUUCCUUUAGAAAGGGACAAUUCUGAAGAGUUUUUAAAGAGGGAAGCACGAGCAGCUCAAAUAGCUGAAGAGAUUGAGUCAAGCUCUCAAUAUAAAGCCCGUGUUGCCUUGGAAAAUGAUGACAGAUCUGAAGAGGAAAAAUACACUGCUGUUCAGCGCAACAUGUGCGACAGAGAUGGACAUUCUGUGACUCCUAGGGAAAACAAAUAUGUACCUCCAGGGCAGAGAAGUAAAGAUGGCAUGUCAUGGAGUAGCCAUGGUGUAAGGCAAAAUUCACCAAGAAUGGGUCAAUCUGGAUCUGGACCUAUACCAUCAAGAACUGGAUCACAUUCUUCAGAAUACAGUCCCAGUUCUGGAACUGACCAAAGAGUUGUUAACGGAGGUGUUCCCUGGCCAUCGCCUUGUCCAUCUCCUUCCUCCCGCCCACCUUCUCGCUACCAGUCAGGUCCCAACUCUCUUCCACCUCGGGCAGCCACCCCUACAAGGCCGCCCUCCAGGCCCCCUUCGCGGCCAUCAAGGCCACCGUCUCACCCCUCUGCUCAUGGUUCUCCAGCUCCUGUCUCUACUAUGCCUAAACGCAUGUCUUCAGAAGGACCUCCAAGGAUGUCACCCAAGGCACAGCGGCAUCCUCGACCUCACAGAGUUUCUAAUGGUAGGAGCACAAUGUGCGGGGGCCUUGAGUUUGUUUCACGUAAUGAACCUGGAGAAGUGUCUGCUCCACCUGUAGCUCGAAACAACUCCUCGGGCAGCUCGUGGUCAUCUGUUGUGAGCGGAGUGCAGAGACUUUCUCCAAAAGACUCACCGACCCCGAUCUCCAAGACAAAGUGCCAUGAGUAGUGGUUCUACAGCUCCACCUCUAAACUCUCCUCAGGCUGGUUCUAUGGCGCCUGAAUCUGUAACUGUGCCUAUACCCACUGGAUCACCAACACCUGCAAGCCCAGCUUCAAAUAGAGCAGUUACCCCAUCUUGUGAAGCAAAGGACUCAAGGUUACAAGACCAGAGGCAAAAUUCACCAGCUGGGGGUAGAGAGGCCAUCAAGCAAAGUGACUCCUCUAGUUUUAGCAAACCCGAGAACAAAGUAAUGCCUCCAAUGGCUUCAGAACAAAGGAAGCAACUGGAUGAUUUAAAGAAGUUUAAAAAUGACUUUAGGCUUCAGUCUAGUUCAAGCCCCGAUGCUAUUGAUCACAUUCUCGGAAAAAAUCGUGAUGGUGUGGAGAAGCCUAGAGAACUUCUUAAGGAAAAGCCAGAUUCAAGUUCCAAGGAGUCAGCUAGUGAAAGCGGCAGCAAUGCACCUACAAGUAACAGCAGCAGCAAGCCA